Molecule: messenger RNA, 2229 nt
Organism: Saccharomyces mikatae IFO 1815
Lineage: Eukaryota; Fungi; Ascomycota; Saccharomycetes; Saccharomycetales; Saccharomycetaceae
Gene: DBP7
Product: putative ATP-dependent RNA helicase
Exons: 1
Coding region: 1-2229 (742 amino acids)
Biological process (GO): ribosome biogenesis
Cellular component (GO): nucleus
Molecular function (GO): ATP binding; nucleic acid binding; RNA helicase activity
Source: RefSeq, a predicted model, not a curated record
AUGAGUGACGAUGAUUCUAUGCUAUUGAACUUUACUACUAAUGAUGAUGCUACAGGAAGCUCUUAUAAGCAAGCUGCGAGGGUGACAGGUGGUCGAUGGAAAGAUAGAAGAAGAAUGAAGAUGAAGCUAGAGGGCAAGACAGCCUCGAAAAAAAGAAGAUCAAACAGUACGGGUGAACAAGGGUCAGUUCCUGGAAGAGGUGGGAAUUCUAAUAGAAAAAUCCAUAAAGACAACGUUACUAGAUCAGAAGAUCAGGAAAAGCUUAAAAGUAGAAGUGCGCACAGUGCUCAGGGAAGGAAUUUACCAGCAGACUCUCAGUUUGUCUCCUCUUUGUUCACAUCCAACAGAGAGAUCACAACUGCUGUUAACACUAAUAUUCAUGAUGAAAAUGUUGUCAUUAAUCCGUCUAACGCACCAUUGAAAGGUGACAUGUUUGCGUCUCUAGGUGUUUCUGAUGUUCUCGUUUCUCACCUGGAGCAAAAAAUGCGUAUUCAAAAGCCUACUAGCAUUCAAAAGCAAGCCAUUCCUCAGAUAAUUCAUAAUGCGGGGAGAAAUGAUUUCUUCAUCCAUGCUCAAACAGGUUCAGGGAAGACUUUAUCAUACCUCUUACCCAUAAUAUCCACUAUUUUAAAUAUGGAAACCCGUGUUGAUCGUACUUCUGGUGCGUUUGCCUUGGUUGUUGCGCCCACACGUGAACUGGCGUCACAAAUAUACCAUGUUUGCUCUACUCUUGUCUCGUGCUGUCACUUUUUAGUCCCAUGUUUAUUGAUUGGUGGAGAACGUAAGAAAUCGGAAAAAGCUAGGUUGCGUAAGGGUUGUAAUUUCAUUAUUGGUACACCAGGUCGUAUUUUGGAUCAUCUGCAGAAUACAAAAGUCAUUAGGGAGCAAUUGAGUCAAUCUUUGAGGUACAUCGUAUUGGAUGAAGGAGAUAAGUUAAUGGAAUUGGGGUUUGAUGAGACAAUUAGCGAAAUUAUAAAGAUUGUUCAUGAUAUUCCUAUUAGCUCAGACAGAUUCCCCAAGCUACCCAACAAGUUAGUACAUAUGCUAUGUAGUGCCACGCUAACUGACGGUGUUAACAGGCUAAGAAACGUGGCCUUGAAAGAUUACAAAUUGAUUAGCAAUGGUACCAACAAAGACGCUGACGCUGUAACAGUAGCACCCGAUCAGCUGUUGCAGAGAAUUACUAUUGUUCCACCAAAAUUACGUCUUGUUACUUUAGCUGCUACUCUGAACAAUAUUAGCAAAGAUUUCAUUUCUACCGACCCACAAUCUAAAACGCUGCGUACAAUUGUAUUCGUGUCAUGUUCAGACAGUGUCGAAUUUCAUUAUGAUGCAUUUUCCGGUAGUGAUGGACACCAUAGAAAUUUAACAGGUGAUUCUGUCAGACUACUGACAAAGGGGAAUACCAUGUUUCCCUGUUUUUCAGAUUCUAAGGACCCUAAUGUGGUGAUUUAUAAAUUGCACGGUUCUUUGUCUCAACAAACAAGAACCUCCACAUUGCAGCAUUUUGCUCGUGAUAAUGAAACCACUAUGGGAAAACAUUUAAUCAUGUUCUGUACAGAUGUGGCAAGUAGAGGUCUAGACCUUCCCCAAGUUGGGUCUGUUAUUGAGCUGGACCCACCAUUUGCUGUUGAAGACCAUUUGCAUAGAGUGGGCCGUACCGCACGUGCUGGUGAGAAAGGUGAAAGUUUGUUAUUUUUACUUCCUGGUGAAGAAGAAAAAUAUAUGGACUACAUCCAGCCUUAUCAUCCAAUGGGAUGGGAAUUAAUUAAGUUUGACAAAGAAAUACUAAUGCCCGCUUUUAAAGAUGUAAAUGUCAAUAGAAAUGACAAAUUCAUUAGAAAAGAUGACAAAUCUUCCAAGAAUAAAGAUGGGGAUGAGAAAGAAUAUGAGUGGGAUACUAACGCCACAACAUGGCACUUGAAUAUAGAAAGAAGAGUAGUAGGUGAUUCAGCAUUCAAAAACUUAGCUGUUAAAGGUUUCAUUAGUCAUGUGAGGGCUUAUGCAACACAUAUAUCGCAAGAAAAGAAGUUCUUCAACGUGAAAUUCUUACAUUUAGGUCAUUUAGCCAAAAGUUUUGGGUUGCGUGAAAGGCCUAAGGCUAUGGGAUUGCAAAGUAGUAAGGAUGGCAACAGCGAAAAGAAGCCAACCAAGGAAAACUCUAAAAAUAAAAUGUUUCGCAUGGCUCGUAUGGCGGAGAAGCAAAUAGCAAGUGAAUUCAACUACUAA